GCAAGUCCCUGGCACAGAGGCAUCCCGGGCUGGGCUGGGCUGGGCAGGAAGGGCAGGGUGUGGUCAGGAGACGGGGGUAGGGGGCUUUUUCUGGGGUAAACUGAGCCAGGGGAGGCGGAGGGGGAGACAGGACUUUGCAAGUUGGCUCAGGAGAGCCACUGCCAAAAUUUGCGCAAGGUUUCUUUUUGCAGGGCGCAAAAGCGAAGGGAGAAGGGAGACCCGGGUCUCGCGCGUUUGUGGGGCCUGGACGCUAGGGGGGAAAGGUUGGGUGUGCUUGUGUGAUUCAAGGGGAGAGCUGCUAGUGAGAGGGAGGGGGCGAGGGGUGUUUGUCCAUGUGAGAGAGAGAGUGGGGGCAGGGGAGGAGCGUGGGUGUGUUUUCGGACCACAGAAAAGGAGGAACAACGGUGCGCAAGGCAGCAUAAAGGACGGGGACAGUGGCGUGCGCGAAGGACGAGAGCGCACAAGUCCGUGUGUGCCCGGCGAGAAAGACUGGCAGUUCGGACAGCCUGAGAGAGGAGAAAGUCUGGGAAAGUUUGUGCGGGGAGAAGGCUGAGUGUGAGACAGAGAGAAAGAGUCACGCGCAUCUCCAGCAGCUGCCAGAAAGCUGCGCUCUCCAUUCUGGACCACCCUGUGGACUUCUAGAAGCCGGGUUGAUCGCCCAGGAAGGAGAAGACUGUGCCCCCCAUGGGGCAGGGGGGUGCCCGCCUGGCAUAGAGGACCCAAGCCAGGGCGGCUCCUGCCAGCCGUCCCUGGAUGUGGCUGGAGGCACGGCAGCCGCUGGGGUGCCUCCCGCCCCUGCCAUGGCUGCCGAGGUGCGACUGAAGAAACUGGAGGAGCUGGUCCUGGACCGGAGCGCUGUGGGUCUGGAGACCUUGGUAGACCUUCUGCUCUGUGUGCACCACGAGCUGAGCACGUCGCCCCUCGCCCAGGAGAAGUACAUCAUGGAGUUUUUACAGUGGGCGGAGCCAGUCACCUCCAGGCUGAAAGCGCUGCGGCUGCAACGGGACGAUUUCGAGAUCCUCAAAGUGAUUGGACGGGGAGCCUUCAGCGAGGUAGCAGUCGUGAAGCUGAAGAGGACAUCCCAGGUCUACGCCAUGAAGAUAAUGAAUAAAUGGGACAUGUUGAAGCGGGUUGAGGUUUCCUGCUUCCGAGAGGAGCGGGACGUGUUGGUCAACGGAGACAAGCGCUGGAUUACGCAGCUGCACUUUGCUUUCCAAGACGAGAAUUACCUGUAUCUGGUGAUGGACUACUAUGUUGGGGGAGACCUCUUGACGCUGCUGAGCAAAUUUGGGGACCGCAUCCCGAUGGAGAUGGCUCGCUUCUACCUGGCCGAGAUGGUGAUGGCCAUAGACUCAAUACACCGGAUAGGUUAUGUACACAGAGACAUCAAACCAGACAACAUCCUCCUGGACCGAUGCGGACAUAUCCGGCUGGGGGACUUUGGCUCCUGCCUCAAGCUUCGCAAAGACGGGACGGUCUGCUCAACGAUAGCCGUUGGCACCCCUGAUUACCUCUCCCCCGAGAUUCUGCAAGCGGUGGAAGACGGCGCUCACUCCUACGGCACAGAGUGUGACUGGUGGUCCCUCGGCGUCUUCGCCUACGAGAUGUUCUUCGGCCACACUCCUUUCUUUGCCGACUCCGUGGUGGAGACGUACGGAAAGAUAAUCCAUUUCAAAGAGCACUUCCGGUUCCCUCCGUCGGUUCCUGACGUCCCUCCCGAAGCUCUGGCCUUGAUCGAAGGGCUCAUCUGCCCCCGGGAGAUGCGACUGGGGCGCAACGGAGUCCGGGACUUCCAGGAGCACCCCUUCUUUGUGGGCGUGGACUGGGACUCGCUGCGGGACUGCGUGCCGUCCUUCGUGCCCGAAUUUGCCAACGCCACGGACACCUGCAACUUUGACGUGGUGGAUGACUGUCUCACUGACAUGGAAACCUUGUCGGAUGUGAUGGAGAGCUCUCCGCUUGGGGUGCACCUGCCCUUCGUGGGGUAUUCGUACACCUACACGGCAGCAGCAAAACAGAAUGAGGCGGAGGAAAGAGGCCGCGGGGACGUCAGCAUGGAGGUCGACGGCAGCCAGAGGACUUUGCCCCCAGAGCAGACCCCCAAGCAAACCCCGGAGGAGCUGGCAUGCAAACUCCCAGAUGGACAGAAGCUUGACGUGGCCACUUUCCUAGAGUUGCAGUCGGCGCUCGAGGAGGAGCUGAGGAGCCGUGAGAUGCUGUGUCAAGAGCUCAGCAUGGUCAAGGUGGCCAACCAGACCUUUGCCAGCCAACUCAAGGAAGCCGAGAGCCGCAAUUUGGAACUGGAAGCUCAGAUCAAACGCCUGGAGGAGCAGAUCGAAGGGAUGAGGCCGAUGGCCGAGGAAGCUGCUCUGGGCUGGAGCCCCCGCUGGCCCCCCAACCACACCCACCCUUUCUUGUGCCGCGUGGAGCGCCUGGCAAAUGCGGCACCAUGGCAUCUCGGCUUUGUGAAUACCCGCUUGUGGUACCCCUGUACCGGCACUUGCUGCUCUUUUCUAGGGUACAUAGGCCCUGCAUCGUCAAGGUGGGAUACCUGCUCUUAUGCACUGGCAGAUUUGCCCUGGACGCCUCUCCUCGGAGCCUGGUGGAGGUGGCAUGAAGGCCAUCGGCGAGGGGGGAGACCCUUGUGCCCAACAGCUGCUGCCCAGCCCUUGCCAGGUGCCUGGGAAAACCUCCUUUAUCACUUGCCAGCUGCCCCCAGAAGGGAGAUUAGGGCCCAGAGGGCUGAAAACCCCCUUCUCCUUGUGCCUUGGCAAGGAAGAGGACCCUUUGCGAUCCAGAUGCUGCCUGAACCAACGACCGAGCCCACGCCACUCCCCAGGGCCUCGCUUCCCUAAACUCUUGAGCCCUGCCUCUGAACUUGCCUCGCUUUGCGAAGACAGCACUGGUCUCCCCAGCUGACAUCACUGUUAGCAGCCAGGGAGGAAUUUCCUAAAGGGCCACAAGCGGCCGAAGAGAACCCUGCAGAGAUCCCCAAGACCUCUCGACUCCCAACUCCUUCCCACUUUUUAUCCUCCGGCUGCUCUGCCUCGAACGCGAGGGGCAAAAUUUGGGAGCUGCUGUAGGAUCCAGCAAUCCCAGCAUCCUCAAUUGAACCCCUUAAAUUCCUGUAGGGCAAGGAGCCCAGGAGUCCUGUCUCCCAGCCCUUCUAGUCAGCCCCCCAUCUCUGACUCCCCGGUCUCUGAUUCCGACAUGGCUGUUUCCAAGAGGUGAAGGCUGGGGGGGGGAAUUCCUUCGUGGCAAGUGUCUUCCUGGGGACGCAGCUUCCGCUUACCCCUUGGCGACGCUCCCCCCUCGGAUCACGACUGCCGCCCCAAUGACCCAUGGCUGCUUUGCACCAGCUCCCACCCACCCCCUUGGGAGUUUGGCGCAAGGGAAGUCGGCGGAGGGACGGCUGAUGGAAGAGGACUGGACUUGGAUUCCAGUUUUGCUUGGAGAACGCUCUGCUAUCGGCGGAAUCUGCGCAAGCAGAUAUUGUACACGGUGCUUCCGAGUCACGCUUCGCACUUGGGAUUGGCUGGGCUAAGACUAGGACGGUCCUCUGGGUAGCUGCCCCAAGGCCCAGGCGGGACCUUGGAGAAGACUGCAAAGCCAGGCACGUCUCAAGUUCACUUGAUGGGAAGCGCCACCGGCAACAGAAAAAUGACUUAUACCUGCACUUCUACACUUCCGGCACCUGGGGGCAGCACCAAGCCUUUCUUGCUCCACACUGCCGCACGUACACAAGGUUGUUGGUAAUUUAUUUGGGAUUGUGGUGUUUAGCUGUAAAUCUUAUUUCCCGCUCCAGCAGGUGAUGGACCUCUGUUCCCUGCCUCUUCCAAAAGGUGUGCGCGCACUCGUCUCUAACGAAGGGAAGCGCACAGGAGAACGUUUAGCUUGAAGUGGGGGGGGGAAACUGUGCUAGUUUUAAGGUUUUGCACUAUGCUCUCCUCUUGGUCCCUGGUCACCUUCCUUUCUCCCCAUAUUUAUUAUUCCAUCUCCCCCCCCUUUGUGUAAUAAUAUGGCACACGGGGGCUAGAUGCAUGAGAACACUGUACAUUUGUGACACUGUGUGUUAAGGAUGUUGCUGCUCUCUCUUCAGAGAUGAAAUAAAAUUGGAUUCUUCCGUA
This is a messenger RNA of Podarcis muralis (Common wall lizard), 4127 nucleotides long. RefSeq names its product DM1 protein kinase (gene DMPK). The record is from RefSeq and is a predicted model, not a curated record. NCBI's taxonomy places the organism in Eukaryota, Metazoa, Chordata, Lepidosauria, Squamata, Lacertidae. Gene Ontology annotation, molecular function: ATP binding; protein serine/threonine kinase activity. Gene Ontology annotation, cellular component: cytoplasm; cytoskeleton. Gene Ontology annotation, biological process: peptidyl-threonine phosphorylation; actomyosin structure organization.